This is a messenger RNA of Branchiostoma belcheri (Belcher's lancelet), 2328 nucleotides long. Its product is annotated as RING finger protein nhl-1-like. NCBI's taxonomy places the organism in Eukaryota, Metazoa, Chordata, Leptocardii, Amphioxiformes, Branchiostomatidae. The transcript has a single exon. Bases 28 to 2016 code for a protein of 662 amino acids. The record is from RefSeq and is a predicted model, not a curated record. Gene Ontology annotation, biological process: positive regulation of DNA-templated transcription. Gene Ontology annotation, molecular function: zinc ion binding; ubiquitin-protein transferase activity; protein binding. Gene Ontology annotation, cellular component: nucleoplasm; chromatin.
UGCGAACACUUCCGUGUACGUGUAAAAAUGGCGUCCAGCGCAUUCAGCGAAAUAACCGAGGAAUUUCUCGUCUGUCAGAUCUGUUUGCAGGACUUCAAGCAGCCUAAGGUGCUGCCGUGUCUUCACACCUUCUGCCAGCCGUGUUUGGAGAGGCUUCUGGCCAGAGUGGGAAAACUCUCCUGUCCGACCUGCCGACAGGACGUGCCCCUCCCACAAAAUGGCGUCCAAGGGCUCAAGUCCAACUUCCUCGUCGGCAAACUGCACGACAUUCUGCAAAAACAGCCGAAAGGAAAAGGGGAAACGUCGGAGCCACGGGAGGAGGAGGGAGUCCCCUGCACGGCCUGUGACAGAGGUAACCCUGCCGAGUUCUACUGUAUGGAGUGUACCGACUACCUAUGUCAGAUGUGUAACGACACGCACCGUGGGCUCAAGCUCACCAGGUCACACAUAGCCGUAACCAUUCAAGACCUGCAAUCAGGCCGACUUGCCGCCGAGCUCUGGGCAAGAGAGACCGCCACGUGUGAGGAUCACAAUGAACUGAACAAGUUCUACUGUGACACCUGUCAUCGGGUCAUCUGUCUGCACUGUGUGGUAACGGCGCACAAAGAUCACCAGUAUGUGGAGAUAGAGAAGGCGGCCGAGAGGGAGAGAGCAAAGUUCAAGGACAAACUGCCAACACUCCAGACCACAGCAGGCCUGCGUGAGAAGUGGAUAGACGAACUGCAGUCAGUAAAGGACAACUGGCCCUUACAGGUACAGCGUACAGAAGAACAGCUGGAAAAACAGGCAGAGUCAAUCAUGGAGGCCGUUCAGAAGGUGAAAAACGACAAAAUCCGCCAGCUUCGCGCCAUGAAUGCUGCUCGGGAGAAACAGAUGGACGCCGCCAUGGAGGCAGCUAAGAUAGACCUGGCCUCAGCCAGAAGCUGUAUCCAGUUCACGGACAAUGUGUUGGAGUACGGGAGUCCGGCGGACGUCAUGUCGGUGGCCGGAGAACUGACCGCACGGAUGGAGCAAACCGCAGACAAGAAGAUCACCGAGAGGGCUGAACUGACCAAGGGGUUCAUGAACUUGACCUUUGACCCACCGUCUGUGGCACUAAAGCAGGAAGUUUCAAAGCUGUUAGGUGGGAUAAAACAAACAGCAGUGUCAUUGCCAAUCACACUGUCACCAGUUCGGACUAACGUGGCGAUCGGUACUUACAGCGGGACACCUAAACUGCUGAAAACCGUUAGGGAGGAAGGCAGGGAGUUUGACUUCCCAACAUCACUCGCCUUUACUGCAGGUGGAGACAUUGCAAUGACUGAUCAUGCCAGCAAACGUCUAAAAUGUUUUGACAAAGAUGGCUCCUUUAAGAAGAAGGUCGAUUUGUGGUUCCAGCCGGAGUGUGUGGCGGCCCUUAUAAACGAUGAUCUGCUGGUGACAGGAGACGGACACAGAAUUCACGUACUAGACAAACAGGGGAGGGAAUCACGUGUCAUCCAGGUGACGGGUGCUGUAGAGAAAGAUACAAUUACACGAGGUAUCGCUAUUGACGCUUCGGGGCGCAUCAUCGUCACUAUCGGGCACCAAGUGUUUGUACUUAGUCCCAGUGGUGACGUUAUACUAAAGUUCGGGGACAAAGGUCAAGGUCAGCAGCAGUUGAGUUCCUACCUCCAUGUGACCGUCAACAGCAGCAACCAAAUCAUCAUCAGUGACUGGGAAAACCACAACCUGAAGAUGUUCGACCCCACCGGUCACCAUCUCUUCACGCGCGGGUCACGUGGCUCGGGACCUGGUCAGCUGAAGUACCCCUGCUGUGCCAUCACAGACAGCGAGGACAACAUCAUCGUGGCUGACUAUGGCAACAAUCGUGUUUCCCUGUUCAGUCGGAACGGCAGGUUUAUCAGGCACGUGCUGACACAAGAGGAACACGGACUGAACCAUCCACAGGGACUAACGCUGACUCACGACGGACAUUUGGCUGUUUGUAACCUCACUUCCGUCAACAUAUUCGAGAUGUCACAGAAAAGCAAAUAAGAACUUGCACUGUAUAUUCGCUAAAAAGACCAAAAGGGCUAAUCUGUGAUCAAAGUUCUGCCUCGGUAGAUCUGUGAAUUAUUGUUUAAAAAACGUGACUGAGCCAAAGCUAUUUUCAAAUUACAGCUUAAAAAAUCCGUCAAACUUGAGACUAAACAUGUUACUCCAUAAAAUGAAGAGAGUAUCAGUACCAGCUUUACUGACAUAUCUUUUAUAUCUAAUCACCAAUUUAAUAACAAAGAUUAACACACAUUUUUAGUUUGAUUGUAUGAUAAGUGUUCAUGAAUAUCAGAUACCCUUUGUUUACACAUC